Molecule: messenger RNA, 1383 nt
Organism: Salvelinus namaycush (lake trout)
Lineage: Eukaryota; Metazoa; Chordata; Actinopteri; Salmoniformes; Salmonidae
Product: rhamnose-binding lectin-like
Exons: 17
Coding region: 1-1383 (460 amino acids)
Molecular function (GO): carbohydrate binding
Source: RefSeq, a predicted model, not a curated record
AUGCGCAUGUUCAGACUGACGGUGGUCACAUUGCUGGCUGCAGCUUGCUGUACACUAACGGAUGGAGCAAUCAGCAUCACAUGUGAAGGCUCUGAUGCUUUACUGCAAUGUGAUGGAGGUAAGAUUCAAAUCAAGCGUGCCAACUAUGGUCGUCGUCAACACGAUGUGUGUUCCAUUGGGCGCCCCGAUAACCAACUCACCGACACCAACUGCCUCAGCCAAUCCACCACCAGCAAGAUGGCAGAAAGAUGCGGUGGGAAGAGCGAGUGUGUUGUGCCGGCAUCCAAUUUCGUUUUUGGAGACCCCUGUGUCGGGACUUACAAGUACCUGGACAUCAAAUACUCCUGUGUCCAACAGCAAGAAACAAUAAGCAGCAUCAUAUGUGAAGGCUCUGAUUCUCAACUACUAUGUGAUCGGGGUGAGAUCCAUAUUCAGCGUGCCAACUAUGGUCGUCGUCAACACGAUGUGUGUUCCAUUGGGCGCCCACAUAAACAACUCAAAAACACCAACUGCCUCAGCCCAUCCACCACCAGCACAAUGGCAAAAAGGUGUGACGGAGAGCGCCAGUGUAUCAUCAAGGUAUCCAACUCCGUAUUCGGCGACCCCUGUGUCGGAACCUACAAGUACUUGGAUGUGGCUUACACCUUAAACUUUGAUUACAUGUCCAAUAUCCCCAUCCACGUGGACAUUCCUUGCAUUUUCUCUGUACCUACCACUCCUGUACCUGGAAUCAUGUGCAUGUUCAGACUGAUGGUGGUCACAUUGCUGGCUGCAGCUUGCUGUACACUAACGGAUGGAGCAAUCAGCAUCACGUGUGAAGGCUCUGAUGCUUUACUGCAAUGUGAUGGAGGUAAGAUUCAAAUCAAGCGUGCCAACUAUGGUCGUCGUCAACACGAUGUGUGUUCCAUUGGGCGCCCCGAUAACCAACUCACCGACACCAACUGCCUCAGCCAAUCCACCAGCAAGAUGGCAGAAAGAUGCGGUGGGAAGAGCGAGUGUGUUGUGCCGGCAUCCAAUUUCGUUUUUGGAGACCCCUGUGUCGGGACUUACAAGUACCUGGACAUCAAAUACUCCUGUGUCCAACAGCAAGAAACAAUAAGCAGCAUCAUAUGUGAAGGCUCUGAUUCUCAACUACUAUGUGAUCGGGGUGAGAUCCAUAUUCAGCGUGCCAACUAUGGUCGUCGUCAACACGAUGUGUGUUCCAUUGGGCGCCCACAUAAACAACUCAAAAACACCAACUGCCUCAGCCCAUCCACCACCAGCACAAUGGCAAAAAGGUGUGACGGAGAGCGCCAGUGUAUCAUCAAGGUAUCCAACUCCGUAUUCGGCGACCCCUGUGUCGGAACCUACAAGUACUUGGAUGUGGCUUACACCUGUUACUGA